This is a messenger RNA of Drosophila biarmipes, 961 nucleotides long. RefSeq names its product aquaporin-2. The transcript has 3 exons. Gene Ontology annotation, biological process: transmembrane transport. NCBI's taxonomy places the organism in Eukaryota, Metazoa, Arthropoda, Insecta, Diptera, Drosophilidae. Gene Ontology annotation, cellular component: plasma membrane. Bases 137 to 862 code for a protein of 241 amino acids. The record is from RefSeq and is a predicted model, not a curated record. Gene Ontology annotation, molecular function: water channel activity.
UUAAGUAUUAUAGAUUUACCUAAAUACUCAAUGUCAGCAGUAUCAAAAACUCGUUAUCACACAGGACCUUUUUGUUAGUUUUAUUUCUUUCUUUUUUAAAUCGACUGUGAUACACAACUGCAAGUGGUAAUUCAAGAUGACUUGGGACUUCUUUACCUUUAUACGCGGCAUCAGUGAGUUUAGUGCCACCGCCUUGCUGAUGCUCUUUGGUUGCAUGGGUGAGUCGAUGAACCAGGGUGACGAGAACCGGACUUUGGUGGCCAGCGUUCACUACGGACUGGCUGUGAUGGUUGUGAUGCACGUGUUCGGCUUCGUCUCCGGAGCCCAUGCAAACCCCUGCAUCUCGAUCUCGUGCUACUUCAUGGGCUACAUAGCCUCCGAUAUGAUGAUGAUGUAUGUGGUCUGUCAGCUGGCUGGCGGAUUUGCUGGCUACUUCCUGCUGCUCCAACUGUUGCCCAAGGAAGUGCUGGAUGCCAGCAAGCCGGCCGUUUGUCUGGUGGAGCCGAUGGCCAGUCUGACCACCACCCAGAUUGUCAUGAUCGAGUGCCUGCUGACCGCGGUCUUCGUGCUCGGAUGGUGCGCCCUGUGGGAUGUGCGAAACGGACGAUUCCUGGACUCGGUCACCAUUCGGAUGGGUCUCCUGGUGAUCGCCUGCAGUUUCGCUGGGGGCCAGUUGACUGGCGCCUCAAUGAACCCAGUCAAGACUUUAGUGCCGGCCGUCUUUCACGGCAAUCCAGACUCCGUUUCAAUGCAGCUUACUGGCCAGAUCCUGGCCGCCAUCAUGGUCCCCUCUGUCUGGAACAACGCGUAUACGCCCCGCUAUAGGCCCCUGGAAAUACCCCUUUGCACCGGCCAGAACUAGGGCUCUUAGCCCCGUGUGUAUACGGCAAUAAACGUAAGCUCGACAUUUCUGGCUACUGUGGGGUUUAUUUGAUCAAGUGUACGAGCAAUUAAAUAUUAA